UAAUGUCAAGUGUAUUUCUAGAAAAUUUCUUCAAACAAAUUCACAAUUUCUCUAAGGAUAACUUAUUUUGUGAUGUAACGUUGAUAUCAUCAGAUGACCAAUGCAAAAUAAAUGCACAUAAAGUCGUGCUUGCUGGAGCCAGUAAAUAUUUUCUAGCAAUGUUUGGUGGAUCGUUUCGAGAAUCUAACGAAAAAGAAGUUAAACUCCAAAUCGAUAGUCAGUCAUUAAAAUUGGUCAUCAAUUAUAUUUACACGGCUACGAUUGGGCUUUCAACUUAUGAAGUUGUGGAAAUCUUAAAAACAGCACAUCUCUUCGAAUUGGAAACAUUGAAAAAUGAGUGUUGUGAUUUUAUGGGUAGACAUUUGAGUAUAUCGAAUUGUUUGGAAAUUGCAAGUCUUGCCGAUCAUUAUAAUCUAAAUAAUUUAUAUGAAAUAUCAGAAAACUAUAUUUGUGAUAAUUUUAAAGAAGUUCGAAAUAACGACGAUGACGAGUUUUUAAAUUUAAAUUGCGAUAUUUUAAAUAAAUUGAUCUCGAGUAAUAAGUUGCAACUGGAAUCUGAAGAAGAGGUAUUCAAUUGCAUUCAAUCUUGGGUGGAUCAUGACCCAGCUAAUCGAACAAUAGACUACGAUAGACUCCUUCAAAAUGUUCGUCUUCCAUUGAUAGAUCCCAUUUUCAUUAGUAAUGUCAUUCAAAAAGCUUGCAAGUCUAUGAAAUGCAAAAUGUUGAUCAAUAAAACGUUACAAUGGCAUUUAUUGCCAGAAUUACGUCCAGUUUUAUUCUCUGAAAAGCUAACUCAGCCGAGAUAUUCGAAAUACACUCUCCUCGCAAUAAGUGGAUGGGCUUCUGAAGAUAAUCAAGAUUUACUUUCGGUUGGAGAAUUCAGCUUCAGAACAAAUAAAUGGAGCUAUACAACUUGGCCAGCUCCUCCAACAGAAUUACGUCAUUUUAGUGCAAAUUUUGAAUACGUUUUGUUUAAAAAUUCUUUAGUCCUUGCAGGAGGAUAUGAUAAUAAUGAGAAUCCCUCAAAUAAAAUAAUUUAUUUUAAUUUAAAUAGUAAAACAUGGAAACAAACAUAUAGAAUGAAUAGGAUGAGGACCAAUUUUGUAUCCAGCCUUGGCCAGAUUUGCUUUACUUGGUUGUUAUUUCGGAUUUUGUAUAAUGGUUAA
This is a messenger RNA of Episyrphus balteatus (marmalade hoverfly), 1166 nucleotides long. Its product is annotated as kelch-like protein 5. Lineage: Eukaryota; Metazoa; Arthropoda; Insecta; Diptera; Syrphidae. The transcript has a single exon. The record is from RefSeq and is a predicted model, not a curated record. The coding region runs from base 3 to 1166 and encodes 387 amino acids. Gene Ontology annotation, molecular function: protein binding.